AUGCUGUCUCGAUCUUCCAACAGUGCAGCAAGUCUUUUAGGCUGCCGGCUGCUCCCAGAAUGCAGAGCAAGCUUUCUCCCUCCCUCCUUGCGCCGGCAUAAUGUAUCUAUCCGGUUCGAGUCCACCGAAACUGAUGCCAAUGACGACGAGACGCCGCCGCAACAUGUAUCUUCGCGCCGUACCCCCGGCCACAACCGUCUUCAGCACCGGCUCAAACGGAGACUGGGUAAAAAAGUACCGAUUUCUGUUACCUCGCUUGGAAAUCCUGGUGAAGUAGUAGUUGUCAAAGAUCGGCAACGUCGUCGACUACGCAUAGCCAAGGACGAACCGAAGGAAGUCACCGACAAAAAUGCGCUUCCCCUCUUUCUGAGAGAAAUAGAGAAUGACGAUACUUUUGUUGAUAGCGAACUACUCAAAACUCGUGUUGAAAGUUUCCGUCUCGACUACGAACCCCACCACAAGUUGCCCGUUGCCGAUUGGAAGGAGCUCCGAAACAAAAUGCAGUCGUCAUUUACCUAUCGGCAGUUAUUGGACUAUAUAAUAGAAUCGAAGGAGAACGAUUUGGAUAAUGACGGAACACCAGAGACAACACCCACGCGCUGGACACCUGGAGUCUCCGAGUUUCUUGAAACCAGUUAUCUUUCCCGAAAAGGUGUCGCCGAUAGAGUUGCGGCGUCGCAAGGCCUCAAGGGGAAGUAUCUACUGGCUGAAAGGAUACUCCGUGACUGCUGGCAUCUUGGAGUCCUUGAUGAGGUUGGUCAGCUAGAUAUACAGCUGCCGACGCAUAUACUGUCUCUGCUCCUCAGUUCGCAGCACUUUUCUUUCGAAGAAUUAGCCAACUUGCACGACGCAAAGAUCGAUGUCACGCAUUCGCUUGGUCUCGUGAGGAUUACGGGGAUGCAGCGUAUCUGUGAAUCAAUUAGUGAGAUUGUACACGAUGCCACUGCUAGAGUCCGACAGGAAAGCGUUGAAUUGCCACCCGACGAAACGAAAACGAAAGUCAACAACCGCAUCUUUACUCCAGAAUUUCUCUCGUGGAUGACCAAAACCUAUAGAGUAGCAUUUGAACAAAAUACGCCACAUACGCCAAGCCAAAUCUACUAUCUUGCCGAAGACAAACAGGAUGCAGAUAAUGCCCGUAGGGCCCUGCACCUUGCCUAUUACAGUGGGACUGCUCCUGCUGUACCUUUCAGCACAUACCUACCCUCAACCGAGCCAGCCAGCGUCCAUGACAUUGAUCCCGAGAGCAACACGUCAUGGUUCGAGAGGCAAAAGGCAUGGUUCCGAUGGGCCACGCCAGCAACUCAGUCUGACGAGGUAAAGCCCUCAGACACAGAAUUGUUCGAUAACCAUCAAACACGGGUAUCCGACGAGCUUUUCAAGCUACUUCGACAGAAAUCAUCCGUCACUCAUCAGGCACAUCCUGAAACCGGCGCCGACUACCAUGAAUCCAUCACAGCAGCAGUCGGCAAAUGUCUCUUCCUGCGCAAGCCAUUCUUCGAAGAGAGCUCGGUCAACGCUUCUCAGCUCGGCAGGAUGUCACUCCCAAGGACCUUCACCACCGACAUACCUCGCGCAGCCCAAUUUCUCCGCACUCUCACUCCCAAACCAGUAGACGAACACCAACAAGCCUACCGCAUUCGGCUAGUCCCAUCAGCUCUUAACGCCAACGCCUUCCCCCAACUUGAGCUGGAAGUCACUGCCAAAACAAGCAGCACACCCGAAGAUACAACACCCGAAUUCUCCAUGCGCAGCGCAAAACUCGUUAUCUCCGAAAGCAACGUCGACUACCUCCUCCCCGAGAACGGACUUGACCUCCGCUUCACUCGCAAACUCACCCGGGAGCUCCUUCCCCAGGCCCAAGACAGCAACUCCUUCUCCCUCUCAAACAUCGAGGAAUCCCUCCGAAACCUCUUCUCCCGAACUUCCACAACAGACAAAGAACUACCUCUCCCCCCGUUCACACAAGUCACGCUCCCCCGCGAUAUUCUUCCCCAGGACGCCGCCGACAAUUCCGCAGAGUACAUCUUCCUCCCCGUCAGCGAUAUCCGAGGAACUCGUAUUCACAAGUACGAUUUCCGUGGGCAGCAGCUGGAUUAUGCUUUCUACGAGAGCGGACCGUUCAACCCGUACCGUACCACGGAUUUGUUCCUGAACAUGGAUAUGACUGACGGUUCUGCGUCGGCUGAGUCCUCCGCUGAUGUUUCUUCCGAGAGCGUGUCGCGGGAUGCUGUUGCAUCUAAGGAUAAGUUCCACACAUUCUAUAACACUGCUUGUGCGUUGGCUUUCGAGUUGGAUAGAGCGAGGCGCUUGGGAGCUGUUUGGAAUGAUACUAUUUGA
Molecule: messenger RNA, 2340 nt
Organism: Aspergillus niger
Lineage: Eukaryota; Fungi; Ascomycota; Eurotiomycetes; Eurotiales; Aspergillaceae
Exons: 1
Coding region: 1-2340 (779 amino acids)
Source: RefSeq, a predicted model, not a curated record